GUAAGUGGUUACUUUUCUCUUCUCCCUUCUCUUUUUUACUUGCCCUAUACUCCUCAAACUCGAAUUGUUUAUGUAUCACCUAAAUCCGAUUCAGUGUGCACCUAAUCGCAAUAAUUGGUCCCUCGCCGGAUUGGGCCAAGUCCAUCCGCACAAAUUUCGCGAACCUGGUGCUCCGGUGAGGCGGGUUCCGUUGUUCUUGAGCCGAAUUUGGGCAAGAUUUUGGUCUUCCUCCGCGGAAUCCGGAGGGCGAUUUCGUUCUGGUUCUUGCGUUGUGGCUCCAGGAUAUGGAGCGGCGUGGGUGGCUCAAGGCCGCGGUUUUGAUGUGCUUGUUGGUUCUUUGCUCCGGAAGAGAAUUGAAGACCAAACAUGCACCCAUAUAUGACCCGACCCUUGCCAGGACUCUUGCUGAAUAUACUUCUGCUGUUUAUACUGCUGACCUGACCCAACUAUUUUCGUGGACCUGUCAAAGAUGUGGUGACUUAACAGAGGGGUUCGAGGUGAUAGAGCUGAUUGUUGAUGUGAAAAAUUGCUUACAGGUUACUCCUCCCCCUGCCUACCCUGAAUCUCUUUUACCUAGCAAUAGUCUUUCUCUUGUAUUGAUGAUCCUAUGUUUGAUGAAUCAGGCAUAUGUUGGUUUUGCUGGAGAUAUGAAUGCAGUUAUAGUUGUGUUUAGGGGCACUCAAGAAAACAGCAUUCAGAACUGGAUAGAGGACUUAUUUUGGAAACAACUUGAUCUCGACUACCCGGGCAUGCCUGAAGCAAAGGUUCACAGUGGAUUUUAUUCUGCUUACCAUAACACAACAUUGCGUGAUGGAGUUGUCAGUGGUAUUCAAAAGACCAGGGCAGUGUAUGGCAAUAUUCCUAUCAUGGUCACAGGACAUUCCAUGGGAGGGGCUAUGGCAUCAUUUUGUGCCCUUGAUCUUGUUGUCAACUUUGGGUUAAAGGAUGUGACACUGAUGACAUUUGGACAACCUCGGAUUGGCAAUGCUGUCUUUGCUUCUUAUUUUAGAAGACAUUUGCCAAAUGCAGUUCGAGUGAUCAACGCGCAUGAUAUUGUGCCUCAUUUACCCCCAUACUACCACUAUUUUCCACAAAAGACAUACCAUCAUUUCCCACGAGAGGUAUGGAUCCAUAAUGUUGGACUAGGAAGCUUCAUAUAUUCGAUAGAGCAAAUCUGUGAUGGUUCUGGAGAAGACCCGACUUGUAGCAGGUCUGUGAUUGGAAACAGCGUGCACGACCAUAUACACUAUCUUAGCAUCAGCAUGCAUGCUGAGUCAUGGGGAUCUUGUAGAAUCGUCACAGACGACAGAACCCUGCAGUAUAAGAUGGAUCCUGCCGGCAAUAUUGUCUUGUCGAAGCAACCUGGUUUAUCGGUUAAUGAGCAACACAGUGCAGAGUGAAUAAACUCACGAUGGCAUGAAGAUUUUUCUUAUUUGGUAUUAUUCCCUGUGUUGCUGUAUGAUCCUAUUGUGAUGAAUUCAAGAGGGGGGGGGGUAUAGGAAGCACGGCUUUUGUGUAUAAUCUAUUCGGCCAUGUUCAAAAUAUUGGUAGCAAUCUUCUUUUUAGAGGGUGCUUGUUAGCGGUCCAAGGAUGCUGUGUAUACGCGUGUACAUAUCUCAAAACUUUUUCAAAGCAUAGCAUCUGCUACUUGUGAUGA
Molecule: messenger RNA, 1657 nt
Organism: Phragmites australis (common reed)
Lineage: Eukaryota; Viridiplantae; Streptophyta; Magnoliopsida; Poales; Poaceae
Product: lipase-like
Exons: 9
Coding region: 285-1400 (371 amino acids)
Biological process (GO): lipid metabolic process
Source: RefSeq, a predicted model, not a curated record